Nanorana parkeri is the source of this 1540-nucleotide messenger RNA. Its product is annotated as extensin-3-like. The record is from RefSeq and is a predicted model, not a curated record. The transcript has a single exon. Lineage: Eukaryota; Metazoa; Chordata; Amphibia; Anura; Dicroglossidae. The annotation marks the transcript as partial.
GCUCCCUCUCCACCACCAUCUACGAGGCUCCAUCACCAUCCAACAUCUACCAGGCUCCCUCUCCGCCCCCCAUCUACCAGCCUCCAUCCAACAUCUCCCAGGCUCCCUCUCCGCUCCCCAUCUACGAGGCUCCAUCACCGUCCAAAAUCUCCCAGGCUCCCUCUCCACCACCAUCUACGAGGCUCCAUCACCGUCCAAAAUCUCCCAGGCUCCCUCUCCACCACCAUCUACGAGGCUCCAUCACCGUCCAAAAUCUCCCAGGCUCCCUCUCCACCACCAUCUACGAGGCUCCAUCACCGUCCAAAAUCUCCCAGGCUCCCUCUCCACCACCAUCUACGAGGCUCCAUCACCGUCCAAAAUCUCCCAGGCUCCCUCUCCACCACCAUCUACGAGGCUCCAUCACCGUCCAAAAUCUCCCAGGCUCCCUCUCCACCACCAUCUACGAGGCUCCAUCACCGUCCAAAAUCUCCCAGGCUCCCUCUCCACCACCAUCUACGAGGCUCCAUCACCGUCCAAAAUCUCCCAGGCUCCCUCUCCACCACCAUCUACGAGGCUCCAUCACCGUCCAAAAUCUCCCAGGCUCCCUCUCCACCACCAUCUACGAGGCUCCAUCACCGUCCAAAAUCUCCCAGGCUCCCUCUCCACCACCAUCUACGAGGCUCCAUCACCGUCCAAAAUCUCCCAGGCUCCCUCUCCACCACCAUCUACGAGGCUCCAUCACCGUCCAAAAUCUCCCAGGCUCCCUCUCCACCACCAUCUACGAGGCUCCAUCACCGUCCAAAAUCUCCCAGGCUCCCUCUCCACCACCAUCUACGAGGCUCCAUCACCGUCCAAAAUCUCCCAGGCUCCCUCUCCACCACCAUCUACGAGGCUCCAUCACCGUCCAAAAUCUCCCAGGCUCCCUCUCCACCACCAUCUACGAGGCUCCAUCACCGUCCAAAAUCUCCCAGGCUCCCUCUCCACCACCAUCUACGAGGCUCCAUCACCGUCCAAAAUCUCCCAGGCUCCCUCUCCACCACCAUCUACGAGGCUCCAUCACCGUCCAAAAUCUCCCAGGCUCCCUCUCCACCACCAUCUACGAGGCUCCAUCACCGUCCAAAAUCUCCCAGGCUCCCUCUCCACCACCAUCUACGAGGCUCCAUCACCGUCCAAAAUCUCCCAGGCUCCCUCUCCACCACCAUCUACGAGGCUCCAUCACCGUCCAAAAUCUCCCAGGCUCCCUCUCCACCACCAUCUACGAGGCUCCAUCACCGUCCAAAAUCUCCCAGGCUCCCUCUCCACCACCAUCUACGAGGCUCCAUCACCGUCCAAAAUCUCCCAGGCUCCCUCUCCACCACCAUCUACGAGGCUCCAUCACCAUCCAACAUCUCCCAGGCUCCCUCUCCGCCCCCAUCUACGAGGCUCUAUCACCAUCCAACAUCUACCAGGCUCCCUCUCCGCCCCCCAUCUACCAGCCUCCAUCCAACAUCUCCCAGGCUCCCUCUCCGCCCCCCAUCUACCAGGCUCCAUCACCGUCCAACAUCUACCAGGCUCCACCUCC